AUGCUGCCGCAGCCGGAGCAGAUGCCGCCGCCGGAGAAGGAGAUGUUACAGACGAAGGAGGCGCUGCUGUCGGAGGAGGAGGAGGAGAAGAGCUUGAAACGGACCACAGAAAUUCGUGCAAAAGCUACAAAUCAGGACUUGCUCUCCCCUGUCCCUGUCACAGAGAGCCAGACGCAGGCGCUGCUCCCGAAGGCGGCUGUACAGGAUCCACAGAAGGCGGCGGCGCUCAUGCCGGAGACGCCGGAGACGCUGCUGCAGGCGCAGGAGGCGCCGCAGAGAGGCCUUCUCGCCCAGUCUGGAGAGGCAGCCAAAGCAGGCAUGGGUUCCCACUGUGCCAAGCUAGGCACAGGCCACAGCCGGGGCCACGAAUCCUCCAUGAAGAAGCUCGUGGCCUGCGUGAGUCAAGAUAACUUCUCCUUGUCCUCAGAGGGUGAGGAAGAGGAGGAGGGAGAAGAGGAGGAGGAGGAGGAGGAGGAGGAGGAAGAGGAAGAGGAGCUCCCAGUACAGGGCAAACUGCUGCUGAUGGAGCCUGAGAGGCAGGAGGAGGGCGCUGAAGACGACCCUGUGGCCCAGCAGAGCCCCGAGCCCAAGCAGACGCACUCCUGA
Molecule: messenger RNA, 606 nt
Organism: Myotis brandtii (Brandt's bat)
Lineage: Eukaryota; Metazoa; Chordata; Mammalia; Chiroptera; Vespertilionidae
Gene: PRM3
Product: protamine 3
Exons: 4
Coding region: 1-606 (201 amino acids)
Biological process (GO): flagellated sperm motility
Cellular component (GO): cytoplasm
Source: RefSeq, a predicted model, not a curated record